Molecule: messenger RNA, 8630 nt
Organism: Zeugodacus cucurbitae (melon fly)
Lineage: Eukaryota; Metazoa; Arthropoda; Insecta; Diptera; Tephritidae
Exons: 2
Coding region: 610-6066 (1818 amino acids)
Biological process (GO): DNA integration
Molecular function (GO): nucleic acid binding
Source: RefSeq, a predicted model, not a curated record
ACGACUGUUGGCAACUCUUGCCCGAAUACAUAUAUACACAUGUUAAGAUUUAAUUUCUAUGUUUAUUUUACAGUUGAAUGUUUCAUUCUCAUUUAUCUUUAAAUAGUCGUGAGCUUCAUAUUAUGUACAUUAUGCCAACUGUGAAGUUCCCGCUUGCUUGUUUGUGCGAUUUGUAUAUUUGUCAUUUCCCUUUCUUUCGCAUAAGCAGGUAAGCGCGGACUCCAAUUAGUUACAUGAGCUUAUGUACUUGUUGUUUGUAAACUGCAGUGUGCUGUUCCAUUUUCCAAGCUGUGCUGAUCUAUACGGUAAAUGUAAAUGCCUUUGUGCAUAUAUGCCAGUGCACAUCAUUUUUGAGCUUUGUCAUCGAUCAGCCAGGAAAGUGGAAGGACAUACUGCGGUAAGUAUUGAAUUAUUUGUACAUGCAUAUUUUAACAUACAUCUUUUAGAAAUAAACCAUUUGACCAUUUGGAGUGCCAUUAGCCAACACAAAUCAAAUGCGUUAAAUUCGCCCCACUUUAUCGAUGACAAGUCUUUAUUUCGCAUUCCAACUAUUUGCAAGUUUGGUUUGUGAUUUCUUUAUUUCGGAAUCCAUUUGUGCCGUAUUAUUCGAUGGGUAAGUCGCCUCGCCGCCAAACUUCUGUUAAUUCGCCAGUCAUGGACAGUGGUGCUUCUACGUCAUCAGCAUCAAAACCCAGCCAGGGUAGCAAUGCAUCAGCCACCGUCAAUACAGCCAGUGAUUUACCAGCCGGUCCUACAGCCACAGGAGCCACCACUCGAGCAUCAUCAGCUGCUGCCAUUGCACGCCAGGAUAACGUGAUCGCCGCUCUACAAAAACGUAUCGCCAUGCUAGAGAUUAGUUUGUCGGCCUCCCAGCCACAAUCACGUGCUGAAACGCUCAACGUGGGUACAUCAAACAAUAAUGUUGCCGCCGAGGUUCAAUCGAGAACACAAUUGCCAACGGUUCAAUUGCCAGAAUCGCAGUCGCCAGCUAUAGCUAACUGUACAGUACCAUUGUCACAGCCUACCGAUAUCCGUUACACGCCGCCGCUAUUUGCUGCAAGUACCGCUGCUGCAAACCACAUGUACAGUUCUACAAUUUUAGGGAUCGAUACUCCUUCGAUUCACUCUAAUUCAACGACUGUUCCUACAUUCGCCAAUACAAGUGCUACGUCUACUCAGUCAUCGAGUUUGCCCAGGAAAUUGCAGGAUUUGCCAGAUUUUUGUGGAAAGCCGGAGGAUUGGCCAAUAUUUUAUACAGCUUUCAUAGAGUCAAGUGCAAUUUAUGGGUACAGCAAUUAUGAGAACAACCAACGAUUAUUAAAGAGCCUAAAAGGAUACGCGCGUGAAGCAGUCAAGUCACUGCUAAUCCAUCCGAACAAUGUCGGUAAUAUAAUUGAAUUAUUAAAGUUUCGGUUUGGGCGCCCUGAGCAGUUAAUCCGCAGCCAGUUGUGUCAGAUAAAGGAAAUCGCACCUAUAUCGGAAAAUGCCAUGAUCAAAAUUAUACCGUUUGCAACGAAGGUAUGUAACAUUUGUGUCUUUUUACAAUCUGCUCAUGGUGGUGACUUACAUUUGUCAAAUCCUACGUUACUCGACGAACUUGUCUCGAAAUUACCAAUGAGCAAACGUGUCGAGUGGGCUAGCUUCGCAGCGCUUCUGCAGCCACAUGCAACAGUAAAACAUUUUAGUGAUUGGCUCUCGAAAUUAGCUAAUAUAAUUUGUACAGUUUGUGAUGAUCCAUACAGGGAUUCGAAGGCGCGCAUGGUAUUGCAUACAGUUCAGCCUCAACGAUCUACAAGGUGCCCAAUUUGUCAGGAACAACACAAAGUAGCAGAGUGUGCGCGUUUUUUAGAAUAUUCGGUGCCAAGAAGAUGGACAGAGGCGAAACGACUUCGAUUGUGUUUCGCUUGCCUCAAUUUAGGCCAUUGUACACGCAAUUGCAACCGACGCAUGUUAUGUUCAGUUGAGGGUUGCAGGAGAGUGCAUCAUAAGCUCUUACAUGAAGUUGUAGAGAAUAUUAACAGUUCGUCAAGGCAGUUAAGUCCGCCUAAUGUAAACACAUAUGCCAAUCGUAAGACUACAUCACCACAUCGUUCACUCAACAGUCAGCAGUCAUCACUAGAAGCAAGAUCAGCAGUUUUAAGUUGCAGUUCUACCGAUAAUAAGCUUCUGUUUCGUAUUCUGCCGGUUACCCUAUACGGAAAUCAAAGGCGUGUUGAGACAUAUGCACUUCUCGAUGAAGGUUCAUCCAUCACAAUGAUCGAUAGUGCUCUUGUUCGAGACUUAGGAAUGCGCGGAAGUGAGCAGUCUUUAAAUGUUCAGUGGUUUGGAGGACAUGUAGCGCAGGAGUCAACGUUUGUAGUGGACUUAUUUAUUAGUGGUGCCGGUAUGCAGAAACAACAUAAACUACGCAACGUGUAUGUUGUGUCGAACCUACAACUUCCCGUACAGAGCUUAAACAGAAACGAUUUGGGUCACGAGUGUGGACACAUAAGCCAACUUCCGGUACAGCCUUACGCCCAGGUCAGGCCCAAGCUGUUGAUUGGUCUUGAUCACUGCCAUUUGGGAUUACCAUUAACAACUAUGAAGGUAAAGGGGCAUGGUCCAUUCAUUGCCAAUACGGAGUUGGGUUGGGUGGUGUUUGGCCCAACAUCAACUACGCUACCAUCUCCUAUUUCAUGUUUACAUGUGAACCGCCAAGCUGAUCAGACACUCCACAAUAUGGUAGCCGAAUUUUUCGACACUGAGAGUUUCGGUGUAAGAGCUGCACCCCUGUUAGAGAGUGAAGAGGACAUCCGCGCCAGAGAUGUUCUGAAGUCUACCACAUGCCGCGUAGAUGGACGUUUUGAAACGGGUCUCAUAUGGAGUAGUAACAACGUUAAGUUACCUGACAGCUAUAAUAUGGCCCUAAAAAGAUUAGUCAGUGUAGAGCGAAAAAUGAGUCGUGAUGUGAAUUUUGCCGCCGAAUACAAGAGCAUCAUGGACUCUUACGUCGCAAAGAAGUAUGCACGAAAACUACCGCCAGCAGAAGCCGCUGUGUAUACGCCUACUACUUGGUAUUUGCCGCACUUUGCCGUUGCUAAUCCCAAUAAACCUGGAAAGCUACGUAUGGUAUUUGACGCCGCUGCUGAGGUAAGUGGAACUUCCCUGAAUUCACAGCUUUUGAAGGGUCCACAAGAAUAUCGCCCAUUGCCAUCGAUAUUAUUUCAUUUUCGCGAGGGUGCUGUUGCUGUGUGUGGAGACAUAAAGGAGAUGUUCCACCAAGUGCUUAUACGAGAAGACGAUAGAUGCGCACAGCGGUUCCUCUGGCGUGGUGGUGAUGCUACUCAACCUCUAGAUGUUUACGAAAUGUGUGUGAUGACGUUUGGUGCAGCCUGUUCACCGUGUGCUGCAAAUUAUGUAAAAAAAGUUAAUGCGCUCGAGCAUCAAGAUGAACACGGAACUAAUUCCCGCGCGGUCAAAGCAAUAUUAGACCACCAUUAUGUCGAUGACUUCGUGGAUAGCUUUAGCUCGGAAGAGGAAGCCAUUUCUGUAUCAAAACAAGUUCGAGCUAUUCAUAUGAAUGCUGGGUUUGAGCUUCGCAAUUUUACAUCCAAUUCACAAAAGGUAGUAGCCGCACUCGAUGGUACUGAUGUCACACGUUCGAUUGGCAAGAAAGAAAGUUUCGUUGGUGAGAGGGUGCUUGGCUUAUUUUGGCAGUCAUCGUCAGACUGUUUUGGCUUCAAAUUGAAAUUCCAUAACGUUGAUGAAGCAGUGAUAAAUGGAGAGAGACGCCCUACUAAAAGAGAACUUCUAAGCAUCGUGAUGUCUAUAUUUGACCCUCUAGGAUUCCUGAGCAAUUUCGUCAUUGGAGCCAAACUACUUAUGCGUGAGCUGUGGAAACACGAUAUACAUUGGAACGAUCCAUUGCCAAACGAUAUUAAUGUCGCAUGGGUGAAGUGGCGCAAACAAUUACCAGAGGUUGUCAAAUAUGCCAUACCUCGUUUCUAUUUUAGAAAUGGUGCACCUCAAAUACUUCAGCUCCAUGUAUUUGUUGAUGCCAGUGAAAAUGCCUUCGCCGCCGUUGCUUAUCUUCGAUCUCAAUCUUCAUCUGGUAAAAUUGAUGUUGCCUUCGUUUGUGCCAAGACGAAGUGUGCGCCAAUGAAACCCCUCACCGUGCCACGCCUUGAACUUCAGGCAGCGGUCUUGGGCACUCGUCUUAUGCAGUGUAUUCGCAAAGAACAUUCUCUCAAGAUCAAAGACUAUAUCCUAUGGAGUGAUUCAAAAACGGUGAUCAAAUGGAUUCAAUGUGAACAUCGACGUUAUAAGCCUUUCGUACAGCACAGAAUAGCAGAGAUAUUGGCCGCUACAAGCAUAUCAAAUUGGAGAUGGUUACCCACUAAGCACAAUGUAGCCGAUGAAGCCACGCGAGCAAAUGAUCGCACCGAUUUUAAUCCAGCAGCGCGUUGGUCACGGGGACCCCCAUUCCUACAGCAGGAUGAGCAAGGAUGGCCCUCUGAAGACGUUAUAGUUACCGGAAAUGAUGAACCUGAUGAAGAACUUCGCUCUAAAUUUACCUUAGUUAUCGUGAGUCAUAACUUUCUAGAUUUUAAUAGAUUUUCUUCUUUUCGAAGAUUGGUAAGAGCCGUUGCCUGGGUCUUACGCUUUGUCGAUAAUUGCCGUCGUCGUGUGCAGCCAGAUCGAUGUUAUGGUUUAACCGCCAAAGAAGUAGAGAACGCCAAACGCCUUUUAUGCCGGAUAGUACAACGUGAAGUAUAUGCAACAGAGUUCCAGUCCAUCGAAAAUGGUCAUGACAUCGCCCAUGACAGCAAGCUGCUGCAACUUUCACCGUACAAAGAUGAGGAAGGCGUUCUCCGAGUACAUGGACGCAUCGACGCUGCCAGCUGGCUUCCAAUCAGCACACGAAGUCCUAUUAUUCUACCGCCUGAUCAUCAAUUUACGAAGCUAUUGGUGUUACAUCACCAUAGCGCCAUGUGGCACCAGAACAUAGAGGCUACUAUUGGUGUCAUCCGCCGCAGUUAUUGGGUGCCACGACUGAGGAGUUUGUUGCGCAACGUCAUUGCCAGUUGCGCUGUGUGCCGCUUGAAUAAAGCUACUCCGUCAGCGCCAUGGAUGGGGCCGCUUCCGUCAGACAGACUCACUCCUCACGUGCGCCCGUUUAGCUACACUGGACUCGAUUACUUUGGACCAGUAACUAUCACUGUUCGGAGAAGUACUGAGAAGAGAUGGGUUGCACUAUUUACGUGUCUUACAGUGAGAGCUGUGCAUCUUGAGCUGGCUCACGAUUUGAGUACAGACUCCUGCAUUAUUGCCAUACGAAACUUUGUGAAUCGACGAGGUGUGCCCAUAAGAAUUAGGUCAGACAAUGGAAAGAAUUUCGUUGGCGCCGACCGAGAAGCCAAGCGAUUCACUGAAGUGUUCAAUUGUCAUCGCUUACAAAGUGAAUUAUCACAGAAAAACAUCCAGUGGGUGUUUAAUUCACCAUUUAACCCUGCGGAAGGUGGCGCAUGGGAAAGAAUGGUACAGUGCGUCAAGCGAGUUCUACGUCAGACUUUAAAGGAAGUUUCACCAAAGGAGCAUACUCUGAUUAGCUUCCUGAUUGAAGCUGAGAACGUUGUUAACUCUCGUCCACUGACGCAUCUGCCUAUCACCGUCGACCAGGAACAGCCGUUAACUCCUAACGAUUUCAUCCUGGGAGCAGCAAAUACAGCGCAGACCCCUAUAGCAGAUGUCGACUUGGAAAAAACUUGUUUGCUACGUAAGCAGUGGCGUAUCGCUCGCCAAUUGAGGGAUCAUUUUUGGAAGAGGUGGAUUACUGAAUAUCUUCCUACAUUGACCCGCCGUGUAAAAUGGUGUCAACGCACGAAGCCAUUGAAAGAAGGAGACUUGGUGUUCAUAUGCGAUCCUAACGUUCCACGGCGAGAAUGGUGCCGCGGUAGAGUGGAGAAAGUAUACCCUGGGAUUGAUGGCGAGGUGCGAAGAGCAGACAUACGAACUUCGGGAGGACUUAAGCGACGAGCAGUCUCAAAACUAGCCGUUCUGGACAUUGAUGGUGGUGAAUCGGGUUGAUUCACGGGGGUGGGGAUGUUGGCAACUCUUGCCCGAAUACAUAUAUACACAUGUUAAGAUUUAAUUUCUAUGUUUAUUUUACAGUUGAAUGUUUCAUUCUCAUUUAUCUUUAAAUAGUCGUGAGCUUCAUAUUAUGUACAUUAUGCCAACUGUGAAGUUCCCGCUUGCUUGUUUGUGCGAUUUGUAUAUUUGUCAUUUCCCUUUCUUUCGCAUAAGCAGGUAAGCGCGGACUCCAAUUAGUUACAUGAGCUUAUGUACUUGUUGUUUGUAAACUGCAGUGUGCUGUUCCAUUUUCCAAGCUGUGCUGAUCUAUACGGUAAAUGUAAAUGCCUUUGUGCAUAUAUGCCAGUGCACAUCAUUUUUGAGCUUUGUCAUCGAUCAGCCAGGAAAGUGGAAGGACAUACUGCGGUAAGUAUUGAAUUAUUUGUACAUGCAUAUUUUAACAUACAUCUUUUAGAAAUAAACCAUUUGACCAUUUGGAGUGCCAUUAGCCAACACAAAUCAAAUGCGUUAAAUUCGCCCCACUUUAUCGAUGACAACGACUAACCCUACUGGUUUCACCGUCAAACGUCCUUGUUCUAUAAAUAGAACCAGAACUAGUGACCUUAUUGACAGCAAUUGUAUGCACGUUUUGCUCUUCCGUUUUGUGUUGUGUUUACAGGUUUUUCAGUGUUCUACUGUAACGCUUCGGUUAGUUGCUUAUGCUGCUGAAUUGGUAAUUCAUAGAAGAAAUGGUGCACUUUGCGACGAAAACGAUUUUUCAGCAACACAGUAAGCAUACACCUACAAAUGUAUAUGAAUAUGUAUGUGUGUAUGUUUGCAUGCGCAGUGUACAUAAAUGCACUUACACGUGUCACUGGAGAUCGAGACGACCUUGAGCUGGGCAUUUUGCAACGUUUAACUUUAUUUUUAUACACUUCUGCAGUGCGCUCGUAUACACUCAUAUUAUAUUACAUUACAUAAAUAAAUACAUACACAUACAAAUUUACCCCACUUUAAAAAAUCUAUUGCGCUUUCGCAUAUGGCAUAUGUAUGUAUGUAUGUGUUCGUAGAGUGUUCAGUCAAAACAACUGAUUGCGGUGUUUUCCAUAUUUGAAAAAAUACUUUUAUGCAUAUGCAGCAAGUUAAGUGUUUGUGUACCUAAGUAAGUUUGCAUGCGGGUAUUUGUAAUCAGCAUAAGCUAAGAAAGUAGGCUAUAGGAUUGAAAUUCCACACUUAUGUACUUAUGUAUGUCAUUGGGUACAAUAUGGAAAGACGAGACUUUAGAUUCAAAUAAAAAGUAAGAAUUAUUAGUGUUGGGGAGUAUCACGAGGGAAAAUACUCAAUGGCAGAUUUUGAAAAGAAUCAGUAGUACGCGGUUUUUAAAAGUACUCUGAUUCGAAAUUACGUAAGAUCAGAAUUUCUAAAUUUGAAAUCUAAUACGAUAUAAUAUAAAUAUCGAAGUUUGUAAGAAAUCACUUCUUAAUGAAAAUAAAGACCAUUUACUGUACUGCAGAAAGUUGCAGAUAUUUAUUCUAUUUUUUGAAUAUUCAGUUAUAAUUUUUUUUUUGCCAAGGUGGUAUAUUUAAGUAAAAUUCGCGGUGUUCUGUUAAGUACCCGAUUUUUUUAAAGUACUUGUUGCUUCCCAACACUAAUUAUUAUUUGACAGUAUCAAGACAACAACAAAUUAUAUCACAAUUUAUACCGUAUCAUAUGUGCUUUAAAAUAAAAUAAUGCAUAAUAUAAAGUAUUCCUUUUCAGCAGUUUGGAUUUUGCAUAAUGCUUGACACACUAGAUUGACGAAUUGCUUACUACAGCGAUUUUCGCACUUUCAAUUAAAACAACUAGAAAUUUAUGAAAUUGAGGAAGUCCAACAGGCUCGUUUUACGAUUUAAAAAAUAAUAUUUUGUAACUGUAAAAUAAUUUUUUAACUUGGUUAAAAUGCUAUUUUCGUUUGAAGUUUACAGAUCAUGAUAAAAUGAGUGAUUCCGAGGACGACUUGAAAAAUAUUCAAUUACAGUGGAACUUCACUAACUCGAAUCACCAUAAUCCACGAUAUAGAGGGACUCUUUUAAAAUUCUGCUGCGAUAGUACAAUUUUAAAUUUUGUAUUAUGCCAUGGAAGAUGAUUUAUGGAAGGAAAUUUCAAUGUCACUUCAAGAGUUCGAGUUAUGGAAGCAAAUUUGUAUGAAAUUUGAUUUCUAAACGUUAUUGCCAACUCAAAAGUUCAAGUUAUGGAGACCUUCGAGUUAUGGAAGUUCCAAUGUAUAUACAUAUGUACAUAAAUAAAAAUUUGAGUAGAAAAUACCUUUUUAAUAAAAUUUAAAUGUUACUUUCAACGAGUACUUUCAAUUUCCAACUCAUCAAAAUAAUUUUAGAGAAGUUGGCUGUGGUCAAGAAAGUUAUUAAAAUAUUUUUUUUUGUUUUCUACAAUUUGUGCCUCCACGUAAUUCUUAAUCAACAUGAUAAAAAUAGACACCUUUGUGUUGUUGUUUUGAGAUUUAUUGUAUGUUAAUGAUAAUUUUUUAUGUUAGAAGUAAUUUUUAAAGAAAACGUUGUUUACGACUUAUUUGAAUUGACACUAAA